CCACCCAGACGCACGCCGCAGCCACUGUCGGGCUAACUAAUUUCCGGGAGUCCAUUCUCAAUGGCACUUCUUUCUCACCAUCUCUCCUUCGCAGGAUUUUCAGCCCUCCCCCGCCGACAUCCCUUCCCCUACACCUCCACCGCUCGUCGGCGAAUCCUUCGCUGCAUACGGGUUUUCUCAAUGGAGGAAUCGAGCAAAACGGGCCCGAGAUACACCAACCGCCUUGCCACUGAGCACAGCCCUUAUCUUCUUCAACACGCACACAAUCCGGUGUAUAUGACAUAUGUUCAAGCUCUUUAUGGUGGUGGUGGUUGGCCAUUAAGUGUUUUUCUUUCCCCAGAUUUGAAGCCUUUCAUGGGUGGCACCUACUUCCCCCCUGAUGACAAUUUUGGGCGACCUGGAUUCAAGACAGUUCUUAGGAAGGUGAAAGAAGCAUGGGAAAGUAAAAGAGAAGUACUGGAGCAGGGUGGAGCUCUUGCAAUUGAAGAACUAUCUAAAGCCUUGUCUGCUGCUGCUAGCUCCAGAAGACUCCCAGAUCAAAUUUCACAAGAUGUAGUCAAACUAUGCUCUGAACAGCUAUCAAGUAGAUAUGAUCCAAAAUUUGGUGGUUUUGGCGCUGCACCGAAGUUCCCUAGACCUGUUGAGAUAUGCCUCAUGCUUUAUGAAUCCAAGAAACUGCAUGAACAAGGGAGGGAAAGUGAAGGCAACAAAAACAUAGAAAUGGUUCUUCACACAUUGCAAUGCAUGGCUAGAGGUGGAAUUCAUGAUCACCUUGGAGGUGGAUUCCACAGAUAUAGCGUGGAUGAAUGUUGGCAUGUUCCACAUUUUGAGAAGAUGCUAUAUGAUCAAGGGCAGCUUGCAAAUGUCUACCUGGACACUUUUACAGUUACGAAGGAUGCAUUUUACUCUUCUGUAGCCCGUGAUAUUCUUGAUUAUCUAAGGAGAGACAUGAUUGGGGAAGAGGGUGAGAUUUUUUCAGCUGAGGAUGCUGACAGUACUGAGAAUGAUGGUUCCACCAAAAAGAAAGAAGGGGCCUUUUAUGUCUGGACAAGUAAAGAGGUUGAAGAGAUACUGGGAGAUGAUGCAGAUUUGUUCAAGACGCAUUAUUAUGUCAAAACUUCUGGAAAUUGUGAUCUUUCUAGGAUGAGUGAUCCCCACAACGAGUUUAAAGGAAAAAAUGUACUUUUCGAAAGGAAAGAUGUUCUUUUCAAGGCAUCAAAAUUAGGUAUGUCAGCUUAUGAGUAUGCUCAAACUCUUGGGAUUUGCAGGAAAAAACUUUUUGAUGCACGCUAUCGUCGACCUAGGCCACAUCUAGAUGAUAAGGUUAUUGUUUCAUGGAAUGGGCUUGCAAUUUCUUCCUUUGCAAGAGCUUCAAAAAUUCUUGAGGCCGAACCAGAAGAAACAAAAUUCCAUUUCCCUGUAUCGGGAUGCAAUCCAAAUGAUUAUCUGGAGGCUGCGGAAAAAGCAGCACUUUUCAUCAAGAACAAACUCUAUGAUUUCCACACAAAAAGGCUGCAACAUAGCUUCCGAAAUGUUCCAUCAAGUGCACCUGGUUUCUUAGAUGAUUAUGCUUUUUUAAUCUCAGCUUUGCUGGAUCUUUAUGAAUGUAGUGGUGGAAUCAACUGGUUGGCCUGGGCAAUAGAACUGCAAGCUACUCAGGAUGAGCUAUUUCUGGACACUGAAGGUGGAGGUUAUUUCAAUACUUCAGGCGAAAACCCUUCUGUCUUGCUUCGAGUGAAAGAGGAUUAUGAUGGAGCAGAGCCAUCUGGAAGCUCAAUUUCAGCUAUCAACCUCAUUCGACUUUCCUCCAUGUUUGCUGGUGGCAUGUCAGAGUAUUACAAACGGAAUGCAGAGCAUCUUCUGGCAGUGUUUGAGAAUCGUUUGAAAGAACAGAGCAUAGCAGUGCCUCUAAUGUCUUGCGCAGCAGACAUGCUUCGCGUUCCAGCCAGACAAGUAGUGUUAGUUGGUGAUAAAACCUCCAUGGAGAUGAAGAAGAUGGUUGCUGUAGUUUACGCAUCAUAUGAUCCAUUCAGAACUAUAAUUCAAAUAGAUCCUCGGAAUGAAAAAGAUAUGGAAUUCUGGAAGAGUAACAAUCAGAACAUAUUUUUUAUGGCAAAAUGUUGUCAGACUAACAAAGCUGCUGUUGCUCACCUCUGCCAAAACUUCGUGUGUAAUGCUCCUGUGGCAGACCCUGAUGCGCUCAGUUCCCUUCUAAGUAAACGUAGAGACCGGGCCUUCUGACUAUAGUCAACUUCUUUUAGGGAAUUGUCAUUGAGUUUAAACCCUUAUUUUCGAGUUGGGACUAAUGGGUCAUAUCUUUUAAGUGUGACCAUAGUUGAGAUUUACUUGGUAUGUGUUGUUUGGUGCAAGUACGAUUAUAUGCAUUAUAUUUUUUA
This is a messenger RNA of Phalaenopsis equestris, 2396 nucleotides long. Its product is annotated as spermatogenesis-associated protein 20. Lineage: Eukaryota; Viridiplantae; Streptophyta; Magnoliopsida; Asparagales; Orchidaceae. The transcript is spliced from 11 exons. The record is from RefSeq and is a predicted model, not a curated record. Gene Ontology annotation, biological process: carbohydrate metabolic process. Bases 61 to 2241 code for a protein of 726 amino acids. Gene Ontology annotation, cellular component: chloroplast.